GAGGCGGCGUCGCCGGACUCUCCGGAAGGAGACGUGGCGGCGGUUGGGUCCCUCGCUCCCGGCACGCUUUGUAAUCCCGCCGCCGCCGCCGCCUCCUCCGCCGCCGCCGCCGCCGCCUCCUCUUCCUCCUCCUCCACCUCUUCCUCCGCCCGAUCUCUUUGAGCCGAGGAGGCUGUGGCGGCGGCCGGAGAAGGCGGCGGCGGAGGAUGGCAGGAGGGGGCGGCGGCGCGCGGAGCCCGGGGGCCGGGCCGCUGGUGCUGGUGCUCUGCGGCCUCCUGGAGGCGGCCGGCGGCGGCCGAGCGCUGCCCCCGCUCAGCGACGACGUGCCCUUCCGCGUCAACUGGCCCGGCACCGACUUCUCUCUGCCCACAACCGGAGUUUUAUAUAAAGAAGAUAAUUAUGUCAUCAUGACAACUGCACAUAAGGAAAAAUAUAAAUGCAUACUUCCCCUUGUGACAAGUGGGGAUGAGGAAGAAGAAAAAGACUACAAAGGCCCUAAUCCAAGAGAGCUUUUGGAACCACUAUUCAAACAAAGCAGUUGCUCCUACAGAAUUGAGUCUUACUGGACUUAUGAAGUAUGUCAUGGAAAACACAUCCGACAGUACCAUGAAGAGAAAGAAACUGGUCAGAAAAUAAAUAUUCAUGAGUACUACCUUGGGAAUAUGUUGGCUAAGAACCUUCUAUCUGAAAAAGAACAAGAAGCAGAAGAAAAGGAAAAAUCAAAUGAGAUUCCCACUAAAAAUAUCGAAGGUCAGAUGACACCCUACUAUCCUGUGGGAAUGGGAAAUGGUACACCUUGUAGUUUGAAACAGAACCGGCCCAGAUCAAGUACUGUGAUGUACAUAUGUCAUCCUGAAUCUAAGCAUGAAAUUCUUUCAGUAGCUGAAGUUACAACUUGUGAAUAUGAAGUUGUCAUUUUGACACCACUCUUGUGCAAUCAUCCUAAAUAUAGGUUCAGAGCAUCUCCUGUAAAUGACAUAUUUUGCCAAUCACUGCCAGGAUCUCCAUUUAAACCUCUCACACUGAGACAGUUGGAGCAACAGGAAGAAAUACUAAGGGUUCCUUUUAGGAGAAGUAAAGAGGAAGAUUUGCAGUCAACUAAAGAAGAAAGAUUUCCAGCAAUCCACAAAACUAUUACUAUUGGCUCCCAGCCAAUGUUCACUGUUGGAACAACCCAUAUAUCCAAGCUAACAGAUGAUCAACUUAUAAAAGAGUUCCUUAGUGGUUCUUACUGCUUUCACGGGGGUGUUGGCUGGUGGAAAUAUGAAUUCUGCUAUGGCAAACAUGUACAUCAGUACCAUGAGGACAAGGACAGUGGGAAAACCUCUGUGGUUGUAGGCACAUGGAACCAGGAAGAGCAUAUUGAAUGGGCGAAGAAGAACACUGCUAGAGCUUAUCAUCUCCAAGACGAUGGUACCCAGACAGUCAGGAUGGUGUCACAUUUUUACGGGAAUGGAGAUGUUUGUGAUAUAACUGAUAAACCAAGACAGGUGACUGUAAAACUAAAAUGUAAAGAAUCAGAUUCUCCCCAUGCUGUUACUGUAUAUAUGCUAGAGCCUCACUCCUGUCAGUAUAUUCUUGGGGUUGAAUCUCCAGUGAUUUGUAAAAUCUUAGACACUGCAGAUGAAAAUGGGCUACUUUCUCUCCCCAACUAAAGGAUAUUAAAAUUGAAGGGGAAAAAAAAAAUCCAUUGAAAGUCAUGCUGAUUUCUGUCUGACCAUGCGUCUCAGUACAGUGUUCUCAGACAUGGGACCUCAUCUAACAAAUGCUAUAAAAGGACUCAACCACUCUGUCAUUAUAUUAUAUAUGUAUAUAUAAGAGCUUAUUCAUAAACUUCUAAGGCAGA
Dipodomys spectabilis (banner-tailed kangaroo rat) is the source of this 1846-nucleotide messenger RNA. RefSeq names its product endoplasmic reticulum lectin 1 (gene Erlec1). Gene Ontology annotation, biological process: endoplasmic reticulum unfolded protein response; retrograde protein transport, ER to cytosol. The transcript has 14 exons. The coding region runs from base 207 to 1655 and encodes 482 amino acids. NCBI's taxonomy places the organism in Eukaryota, Metazoa, Chordata, Mammalia, Rodentia, Heteromyidae. The record is from RefSeq and is a predicted model, not a curated record. Gene Ontology annotation, cellular component: endoplasmic reticulum lumen.